GUCGCUAAGUAGCGGGCGGGAAGCGCGGUCGCCAUGUCCUCGCGCUCUCUGCCCUCCCCGGGCUCCGCUGUCAGGCUGCGCGUGUCCUACGUGGAAGCCAGCGCCGAGCUGUCUCUGGUCCGCCUGUGGGGCGGUGAGGGUGAGCUGUCCGAGGAGUACCGCCGGCUGCGGGAGCACCUCCAGUCCGCGGCCCCGGCCUACCCGUCCCAGCCGGCCCCCGCGGGCCCCGCCGAGCUGUGUGUGUUGGAGCUGGGCGGCCUGUGGCUGCGCUGCCAGCUCCUCCAGCCCGGCCCGGCCCCCGAGCUCAGGGUCUUCCUCCUGGACCUGGGCUACUCGUGCUCAGCCUCGGCCGCCAAGCUCCGCCAGGCCCCGGCCGCCAUCUUCCGGCUGCCCCCCCAGGUGCGGGGUUACGUGCUGCCCAACCUGCUGCCCCAGGACCGGCAGAGCUGGAGUGAGCCGGCCCUCAGCUUCCUCAGCUCCCUGCAGGGACAGCUGGUCAGUGGGCUGGUCAAGGACCUCAUCCUGCCCAAGGGCAUUGUCCUGCUGGAGGUGCCCGCCGUCAGCAAGCAGCUGGUGGAGCUCGGCCUGGCCAGGCCCCUGCCGGACUCUGCCUUCCGCGCCAUCCUCGAGAGGUUCCUCAAACCGCCAGAAGCCACCGUGAUGUUCCCGUCCAACGCCGUCAUGCCAGGGAUGGUGAUGGCACCUCCUCCGCCUCCGUCUGCUCCGCCAGCCUGGGGGAUGGACUACUUCUACCCGCAAAUCCAAGUCGGCGUGACCGAGCCGGUCAUCGUUACCCAAGUAUGUGACCCGCAGCGCAUAUAUUGCCAGCUGAGGAGCCUGUCCAACGAGGUACAGCGGCUCUCGGAAAGCAUGAACCAUUACUACGAGAUGCAGACCAGCUACAUGGACCCCAACGUGCCGCUUUCUUUUGUGCUGGGACAGCCGUGUGCUUCCCGCAGUAAGGACGGACAUUGGCACCGCUCGCUGCUGCAGGAAUACCUACCGGACAAGCACUUGGCUACGGUCAUCCACGUAGAUUGGGGACGCAAAGAGAUUAUCCCUGUGACUGCUUUACGUACCCUUGCACCUGAUUACUUUCGUAUGCCGAUUGUAACGUUCCCCUGCUCGCUGUAUGGAGUGUCAGAUGAAGGCACAGGAUGGGAUCCUCCACAGCUCUUUGAACUUCGUUCUUUACUCUUUGGAAGACCACUUACUGCUAAAAUUGAGUUUUAUAACUCAUAUGCACAUUUGUAUGUGGUCAACUUGUUUGGAGAUGAUGGCCUCAAUGUAAACUCAAUGUUCAAUAUGAGGGCUCAGACAAUGAACGUCUGUAAGACCAGUAAGCUAGUGGCUGAGAAUACACCAAAAGAAGACGAAAGCAGUAAAGCAAAAGUGGAGACCCAAGGAACUCCCGAGCAACAAUUCUAUGUACCUACAAUCUCUACUUUAGAACUUGACACUGGUACUUUUUAUGAUGCACUAGUGGAAUUUGUCAUUGACCCAUCUAAUUUCUGGAUAAAGACUACAGAAAAUGCUACACAGUAUAAUGAAAUUGUGGACAGCAUCACUGCAUUGUACUCAAAGGCAUCAAAACUAGAGGGUAUCAUAGCAAAGCCUCAGAAGGGACAAUUGUGCUGCACAAAGUUUGCAAAUAACCAGUAUUUCCGUGCUGAAGUAGUGGCAACACAUGGGAAGCAAGUUGAAGUAUAUUUUAUUGAUCAUGGCAAUACAGAAAUUGUGAACUGGUAUGAUGUCAAGAAAUUACCUGCACAGUACAGUGACAUGCCUGGCCUAGCCAUACAUUGUAGUUUAGCAGAUAUCUACCCAAUGGACAAGUGCUGGAGUUCCGAAGCCAUCCUUGCUUUUAAAGUGGCAGUAGUUGAUAAGAAACUGGUUAUUUAUGUAAUCUGCAAAGAGUCCCAUAAAUAUGUUAUAGAAGUACUCGACCAAUCCAGAAUAGAAGAAAGGAGUGUGGGUAAAAUCCUUUCUGCUGCAGGACAUGCAAAGUAUGUAGAAUGUGAACCUGUGGACCACAUUCCUAAACUGCUUACAGCUAUGACUAUUGGAAAGAGAAAAAAGUUCCAGGCUGGUGAUACUGUUUCCCUUAAAAACCCCGUUAGCACACUUGAAAAGGUCAAAGAGAUUAAGCCUGCUCAAUCAAUGGGAGAUAAUGUUGAAAACGUGCAGCGCUCUCCAUUUGCAUCUCUGGUUUUUGAGCCAGGCACUACAAUAGAAGUGGCGGUGUCCUUUGUUGAGAGUCCUGGUUUGUUUUGGUGUCAAAAUAUUGCACACAUUUCAAAGCUAGAAAGCCUGAUGUAUAAAAUACGAGAUUAUUGCUCAAAUGCUAGUUGUCCUUUUGAUGGAAGUUCACCUGGCUGCAUUGCUCGCAGCCCGAGUGAUGGACAGUGGUACAGAGCAUUUAUAACCAAAAUGCCUUGUUUGCCCGCUUCAGAAACUAUCGAGGUUCAGUAUGUUGACUAUGGUAACAAAGAAACUGUUCCAGUGAAGGAUCUCCGUGCAAUCAGCAGUGAAUUCCUUCAUUUGCGCGCCCAAGCUUUUAAGUGCAGCCUGUACAACAUCAUUGCACCGAUUGGCAACAAUGCUUUUUGUUGGGACAAAAGAGCAACUGCAGCUUUUAAUGAAUUUGUUGACAGAGCCUCAGGAAAGCUGAUUCAGUUCUAUUGUAUGUUUUUUGCUUCCGCCUUAUUGGAGAACAAACUCUUUAACAUUGUAGAUUUAUUUACUCCGUUUACCAGCAUUUCCAGUUUGUUAGUAGAUCGAGGUUUUGCCACUCGUUUGUCUCACAAAACAUUGGAUCCCUCUGUACAGCUGCAUUCCUAUUUUUACUCGAUGCAUGACAUUAAAAUAGGGAGCGAGGAAGAGAUUUAUAUCACCCAUAUAACGUCUUCCUUGGAAUUUUACUGUCAACUUUCCAGGAAUACCGAAGUUAUUGAAACAAUUUCUUCUACUGUUAAACAGGUGGCCAGUGACACUCUGCAUUAUAAAAUGUCAAAGAAUCCUAGCCCUUUGUGUCUUGCCAAAUUUACUGAUCAGCAGUGGUACCGUGGAUUUAUCUGUGGCGCAAGUAAUCCCAAGAUAUUCUUUGUGGAUUUUGGAAACACUGAUAAAGUUGAGGACAAAAACGUGCUUCCUAUAAAAUCAAACGCCUACGAAUUGCUUCUUUCCCCAAUGCAAGCUAUAAAGUGCUCCCUUUCUGAUAUUCCUCCAAACGUUCCAGAUGAAAUUGUCUCUUGGUUUGAGAAGACUGUCCUGGACAAGCCAUUGAAAGCAUUAGUUGUGGCUAAAGAAACUGAUGGGAAGCUGGUAGUCGAGCUGUAUGAUGACAGUCAACAGAUUAAUGCAAGCCUCAAAAAGAAACUAGGUUUAAAAACUCAGCAAAGCACUGGACUUCCUUUGUCACAUACACAGUCAGCAAAGAUGGAAAAUAAUGACUCAAGACAAAAUCCAUGUCAUGCAGAUAAAGUACCAGCAAGAGGUUCUGCUGCAAAUCCUCGCACGCGUAAUUUAAAAACUGAGGAAUUGGCACCUGUGCAUAGUGCGUCAUACAGUGGUAAACAAACCACAGGAUUACCUACAAAUGAUAAAGAUUUCACGGUUAUACCACGGCAGAAUAGAAAACUACCAAAGGCAAUGUGUACUUCAGGAGAGACCUCCCGAGUGUCUUUUACACCUCUGACAAAAUUAAGUGACUUGCCCAAGAAGAGUAUUUACCCAGGAUUAAAUUUGCCUGUAUUCAUUUCCCACAUAAACUCAGUUUAUGAUUUCUAUGUGCAGAGUGCUCAAGACCAGGAACUCUCUAAUAUUUCUGAGAUGCUGAAUAAAGAAAACAAAAAAUCGUCUGAGCUGCUUUCAGAAAAAGAUGUUUGUGUGGGAGAUGUGGUGUGUUCCUAUUUUGCGGAUGAUGAGUUGAAUUACCGUGCUGUCAUAAGAGCAAAAAAUUCAGAUGGCUUGCACGUUGAAUAUAUAGAUUAUGGAAACACUUCUGUGGUUCCUGUUAAUAAAAUAUCCAGACUCCCCAAGGAACUAUGUUCUUACCCAGUAAUGAGUUGUCACUGUGCUCUUUAUACGCCCAGCUCUGCAAUGUCUGGAUUUAACGUGGACGAUCUCAUACUUAAGUUUUCUGAAAGAACAAAUGAUAUCCAGUUAACUUGUGAAUUUUUGCAGCAGUGUGAUGAGAAGUGGGACGUUCGGCUUUGUGAUGACCGUGGUUGCAUUAAUGAUUUCAUGACUUCAAUUUCAGAAGAACCCUUGUCAACAGAACCUGAUGAAGAUUUGUCUAUAAAGAGCACUGGAAAAUUACCUGAUGAAGAAGCUACAGCAUUCAAGUUUUUUGUUUGGAACCUGCCACAAAUUGGUGAAACGGUGCAGGUCUAUGCUAGUACUGUUGAUAGUCCCGAACAUUUUUGGUGUCAGUUAACAACUUCAGAUAUAGAUGGAUUAGCAGCUAAAAUCCAAGAGGCUGGCGAGGUGUCUCUCAAAGAUGAAAACUUUAAUUCCUCUCUUGAAAUUGGCUCUCCAUGUAACGUAAUGUCUAGUGAUGAUAGCAACUGGUAUAGGGCAAUUGUUGCCAACAUAGAUAAAGAUCUCGUAACCAUAAGAUUUGUAGAUUACGGUAAUGAAGAGACCGUUGGCUUUGAGCAAAUACGAGAACUCCCAAGCUUACUUGGAGUGGUACCUGUUCUGGCAUUCCCAUGUGCUCUGGCAGGAUUUAACUUUUCUGAAGGAAGCUGGACUUCAGAAGCAAAUACAAUUUUCUAUGAAAAAGUGACUGAAGAUCAUUUAGAAAUAUCAGUUGUUGACGUUAAAGAUCUUGGAAUAUCCAAUGUACCAUUGCUGUUUGUGAAUGUGAAAUAUAAAGGCAACUUUGUUAAUGAAGAAAUGACACCCUAUUGGAUUGACGACAAAAAGACUGGCCUGAAUGUAUGUGCAGCUCUUGCUGAAAACAUUAACCCGCAAAAUAUAUCUUUGGAACUGGAAAAUAUUUCUGACUCUGAAACCUUGCUAGACUCUAUUGCAGCAAAUGUCCGAGAAAACCAUGAUUUAGAGGAAGACUUUGAACAGUUGGAAAAGAGUCAGAUUGAGAGGAAAAAUUACAUCUCCCAAGAUAGUCUUUCCACACUGGAUUCAUCUCCGAACGUUCGUUUGAUAACUGCUCACAAAGGAAAUGAUGAUGAAGUAAUAAAUCAAGCUAAAGAUCUAAAAUCUUCUAAAGCACAUUGCACUCCUCAAGAGGAAGCUGGCGGUGACACCUCUGCAGGUAUUGCUGGAAAUUCUAACUCCUUCGAUUUGAAAAAAGAACAAAAUGAGCAAACCAGUGAAGGAAGAACUGUUUCACAAUAUGCUGAUCUACUGGAUGCAGAGCUAAAUCCUGAUGGAAUCACAAAAUACAAACCUGAAUUUUUAUCUGGGGAUCAACCAGUCCAUGAUUUAAGUGAAGAUUCAACUGAUGAAAUUGAUCUUAAUGAGGACCACAUUGUUGUGGAUAAUCAUGCUCAUCUGAAGUAUUCCCAAUCUUCAAUCGAACAAGAUAUAGAAUGCACUCGUAGUAAAAUGGAUAUUGCAGAAAAUACUUCAAGCUCUCUUCUUGAGUCAAGUGUUAACCUGACAGACUCAUGCCUACAAGAUUCUUUAUCUGACAUACAGAUGGCAACCAUAUCUCAGCUAGACCUUUCCGAGACAGAUCUCCAAGAUUCCUCUUCGUCAAUGAUAGUUGAUCAUGGCUACCUGUCUGAGCAGACUAUGGAUGAGAAAGAUCAAUCUUUAUUUGAAGAGGCUUUUAAAAAUGAGAAGGAUCAGGAUGUAUCCAUGUGUGUGGAGUGCUCAUUAGAAGAGGAGGCUGAGACAGAUGCAAAUAAGCCAAGACCAUUCGAUAUAGACAACAAAACAAAUGAAGAUUUAUCAGAUGAUACAGAGUGCCGAGAAUCCGUAGAAAAUGUUCAUAACGUGUACAAGGACAUUGCUUGUCAGCUGAGCACAGUCUGUCUAGAAAGUGAGGAAAAUCUAGGUGAGCUGAAUGUUCUGCACCUUCUUGAGGCUCUCUGUGCUCUAGUCACCAAUGCUCUUGGUGUGCUCCUCUCAUUUUUUCUCUUAUGAUUGCACAGACCCCUCUUCCUAUCCCCCCCUCAAAAUACAAUCAUUAAAUAUGCCAAGCCUUCCGCUUCAGUAAAUGGAUACGGACACCACAGCUUUAUUAUACAGUUCUAACUUUACUCCAAACCUAAACCAGCAUCAAACCAUUGAAUUUAUAAAAUCCCUUAUGUGUCAGCUCCUAGAGCUCCACUUACCAUUCUGGUACUGUCCAGGAACUCAAACCUGCCAGCCCAACAUGUUCAAGAGCUUUGAGGGUUGCCCAAGGAAGAAAAGAUCACAUCAAGGGAUGGCGUACAUAAUGACAAUCUAUUUGACUCCCACCUUCCUAACCUGCAAAGCUGCUCCUUCUAGAAACCUAAGUGUGAGCCGCAGUGGCCACGCCAAUAUGAAAUUUGCUAAAAAGCUGUACACAACUGCAGCAAACAUUUCCUUAAAACACUAAUGAAUUGGAAGCAUGUCAAAGAGGAGCCGUCAACAUGAAACAAAAAUUAAGCAUUGCAGCGGAGAAGAUCUAAACGGAUGUACCUCACUAGGCAAUUAGCAGGCACCUCUACCCUGUGUAACAGCCAUGGGCUUCCUAUGUUAAAGGUGGACCUCCUCAGUAAGAACUAUUGCAUCUUCAUGCGAC
Molecule: messenger RNA, 6739 nt
Organism: Pelobates fuscus (common spadefoot toad)
Lineage: Eukaryota; Metazoa; Chordata; Amphibia; Anura; Pelobatidae
Gene: TDRD6
Product: tudor domain containing 6
Exons: 9
Coding region: 34-6114 (2026 amino acids)
Biological process (GO): P granule organization; spermatogenesis; piRNA processing
Cellular component (GO): P granule
Source: RefSeq, a predicted model, not a curated record